Messenger RNA from Penicillium salamii, 2094 nucleotides. The record is from the annotation of a GenBank genome assembly. Lineage: Eukaryota; Fungi; Ascomycota; Eurotiomycetes; Eurotiales; Aspergillaceae.
AUGCCCAGGUAUUGGCCAUCGCUGACAACCAUGCCUUAUUUGCCAGAAAACGCGAAGGACACCUUGUGCCGCAACGUGACCAUCUACGGCCGUUGCCGAUACGAAGACAAGGGCUGUGCUUUCAACCAUGACCCAUCAAAGCUCAAUGCACACCAGGCAGACAGCAAAAAGAGGUUCAACGUAGACUCACCCAGUUUCACCCCAUCAUUGCUGUCUGGCAAUGGUGUGUCUGCGCCGAAGAAGUCCACCGCCCUUUCACCCAAGGCCGUUAGUGCCGCACCAUUUCAACCCCGAACAUCAACCAGAUCAAACACGAGUACCCCCUCUGGGCGGUCAGAGGCAACACAGGACUGGACAGUGGCAGAUGUGCAGGAGUUCAUUCCUCAAAGCUUUGAUGUGGUUAGUCGUUCCUGCCGUCGAUCUGGAUUUUGUUCGGAUGUCGUGAUGCCAGGAUGCCCUGACUCGCCUCGUGAAAAUGAGGACCCCCAGCGGUUGGGCCGCAAUGCUUGGGGACUGAACUACUCUGGUCAAAUGAGCUUUGCCGCUGACAUGCUUCAACAGGGACCUCUCCAAGGCAAUGGCAAUGGGGGGAUUACUUCUCCGAGUGCCUUUGAUCCAUUUGUGACCACUCCUACUCCUAUGACCCCAGGUGCCGUUGGCCCUGUUUCCGCCAAUCCCUAUUCCCACGAUGCUACUGCUGCAAUGGGAGGCGCUUUUUUCGCCAAUCAAACCGGAUUCCAGCAGCCGGUCCAAUAUCACCUUUACGCCCCCAUUGGUCCUCACAGCCAGAGCACUUUGGGAUAUCAACGCAAUGUGCAUGAUCUUUUCCUUCCCAAUGAAAUCCGGGAAGAGCUACAAAAGAAAUCUGCCGCUACCCUUCAAACUCUCCCUAACACACAACUUCCCGCCCAAGUCGAUUACUUCCACUCCCUUGUUCCCUUGGAUCUGAACCACCAAAAGAAUGCCGCCAUCUUUGGAUACCCCAGCUGGAUCUACAAGGCGCAAUCAAGCAAGGAUGGUCAUUUCUAUGCUCUCCGCCGACUUGAAGGUUUCCGCCUUACCAAUGAAAAGGCUAUCCGCUCUGUCCAAGCUUGGAAGCGCGUUUGCAAUGGCAGCGUGGUUACUGUGCAUGAUGCAUUCACUAGUCGCAGCUUCCAAGACAGCUCUUUGAUCUUUGUGACCGACUACCACCCUCUUUCCAAGACCCUGGCGGAGCAGCAUCUUGGCGCUGGGAACAUGGCUAUCAGCAAUCGCUUCCAGCAGCCUCGAACCAACGCCCAUAUCCCUGAGCAGGUUCUCUGGGGCUACAUGACCCAGAUCGCCAACGCUGUCAAGGCCAUUCAUGACAAUGGUCUUGCCGCUCGGGUCCUCGAGCCUAGCAAGAUUCUCAUUACUGGAAAGAACCGUCUUCGCAUCAAUGCCUGUGCUGUACUUGACGUUGUGCAGUUUGACACUCAGCGCACUGUGCCCGAUCUCCAGCGCCAGGAUCUUGUCAACUUCGGCCAGCUUAUUCUCACCCUGGGUGCUAACUCGCCUAGUAUUAUGCACAAUCCUGCUAAAGCCAUGGAGCAUUUCACUCGCGCUUACAGCCCCCAGCUCAAGAACUCUGUUGUCUGGCUUCUGAACUCCUUGCAGCAGGAGCCUUCCCGCGACAUUGACACUUUUAUUCAUGGCAUCUCAGCUCAGUUGAUGUCGACUUUUGACUCGGCCCUUCAUAUGGAUGAUCAGCUGACUUCUGACCUCUCCCGCGAGUUGGAGAAUGCACGUCUUGUGCGCUUGAUGACCAAGCUGAACCUAGUCAAUGAACGCCCGGAAUAUGAUCUGGACCCCCGCUGGUCUGAUACCGGGGAGCGCUAUUUCCUCAAGCUCUUCCGCGAUUACGUUUUCCACACCGUGGACGCCCAAGGCGACCCCGUCGUCGAUCUCGGCCACGUGCUUACUUGUAUUAACAAACUCGAUGCUGGUAGUGACGAGAAGAUCACUUUGAUCAGCCGUGAUGAGCAGAGCUGCUUCAUUGUCAGCUACAAGGAAGUGAAGAAGGCUCUUGAGUCCUCCUUCCAGGCGCUCAUGAAGCCUACCCGGCGUAUGCACUAA